This is a messenger RNA of Lactuca saligna, 933 nucleotides long. Lineage: Eukaryota; Viridiplantae; Streptophyta; Magnoliopsida; Asterales; Asteraceae. The record is from the annotation of a GenBank genome assembly.
AUGGUACCUGGAAUCAAGGUCCAGAGUUUCGAGUUCUUCAAGUUCUUCCCGAUUUACUCCUCUCUCAAGAGAGUUUUUCUAAAUCUUGUAUCAAACUUAAGUGCACAGGAAUUGGUGCGUAUUGGCGUCGAGAAUCCACCCCUAGAUGUGUUGAAUGCUGACGUUGAAGAUGAUGGCGAUGAUCUGCAUAUCACCGAUGAGGGCUUCGUUAAGGAGUGGCUCCCUAGGGUUUCCGGAGCUUUGAAAUUGCUUUCACUAUCAGAUUUUUGGGUUCAGUCUAGUAGGCGUCGAUCAGAAGUGUUGUCACUGAUCUCUGCGCACUGUCAAAAUCUUAUUGAAUUAGAGCUGAAGAACGCAUGGCUAUCAGGACAAAACAUGAGCGCCAUGCCGAUGCUAACAAGUUUAACACUUGAACUCAUAAGAUUAGAUGACAAAAAUCUAACUGAGUUAAAUACAUGUUUCCCAAAUCUUCAAGUUCUUAACUUGAUAGAUGUUAGAGGUCUCAAAAUGCCGAUGAUCCACCUCCUCAACCUGAAAACCUGCCAUUGGGUUGUAAUAGAUUCACCAUCAUAUAUAUGUAUAAUCGCACCCAAUCUCCUCACACUCAGACUCGAGUGUAGAAGUCCCGUUGCCCUUUAUAUUGAAGCUCCUGUGUGUUCCCACUUGCAUCUUGCACUUGAUCACUUGAACGCGUUUGCAGUCAAAAGAUUUAAGAACUUGAAAACUAUACAAUUCGAGUGUUCAAACAUUCGCUCCUUAAUUCGUAAGUUUCAUCGUUUAGAAACAGUAGAAACGCUGACCUUAGAUAUAAGAGCAGGUGGAAAUUCCAAAUUUAACCUAGAGGUUUUAUGUUGUGCUUUCCCGAACAUAACUUAUUUGUUCGGGAAGGAUCAGAUUCCAUAUGAUCAAAAGAAACAAAGAAAAUCAAAUUAA